Molecule: messenger RNA, 4508 nt
Organism: Meriones unguiculatus (Mongolian gerbil)
Lineage: Eukaryota; Metazoa; Chordata; Mammalia; Rodentia; Muridae
Gene: Lrrfip1
Product: LRR binding FLII interacting protein 1
Exons: 18
Coding region: 244-3234 (996 amino acids)
Biological process (GO): regulation of transcription by RNA polymerase II
Molecular function (GO): DNA-binding transcription factor activity, RNA polymerase II-specific; RNA polymerase II cis-regulatory region sequence-specific DNA binding
Source: RefSeq, a predicted model, not a curated record
ACUCCCGCCCUCCGGCCCGGGGCCACCUGUGCCCCGCCCUGCCAGCCGCACCCCAGCCAGGGAACCACUGCGCCGGGUGUCCGAGCUGUGUGCGCCCGGGGGAUCCUCGCGAGUCCCGCUUCUGCCCGGACGGCUUUCCUGGGUCAGGGCAUGUGGCCUCUCUGAGAGCCCUCCGCCUGCCGAAAAGGGAGCAGGUCUGCGGCGCGAACUCGUGGGUGGGAAGUUGGUCUGCACUUCGGCAACAUGACCAGCCCGGCCGGCGCGCAAAACCAGGAAAUCGAUUGUCUGAGUCCAGAAGCGCAAAAAUUGGCGGAGGCCAGGCUUGCAGCAAAGCGUGCAGCCCGAGCCGAGGCUCGGGAGAUCCGGAUGAAGGAGCUGGAGCGGCAGCAGAAGGAGAUCUAUCAAGUCCAAAAGAAAUAUUAUGGGCUGGAUACAAAAUGGGGCGACAUCGAGCAGUGGAUGGAAGACAGCGAGCGCUACUCUCGUAGAUUCCGGAGAAACACAUCGGCUUCGGACGAAGAUGAGCGCUUGUCCGUGGGUAGCCGCGGCAGCCUACGGACUAACGGUUAUGAUGGAGACUAUUGCGGAUCCCAGUCCCUAAGUAGAAGAUCUGGCAGGGCUUCCGUGCUGGAUGAGAGCAGCCUCUAUGGGGCUCGGAGGGGAAGCGCCUGUGGUUCGCGAGCUCCCUCAGAGUACAGCGGCCACCUCAACUCCGGCUCCCGGGCCUCCUCUAGGGCCAGCUCUGCGCGGGCCAGCCCUGUGGUAGAAGAAAGACCAGACAAAGACUUCACUGAGAAGGGGUCCCGUAACAUGCCCAGCCUGUCUGCGGCCACGCUGGCUUCUCUGGGUGGGACUUCCUCCCGGAGAGGGAGCGGAGACACCUCCAUCUCCAUGGACACCGAGGCAUCCAUUAGGGAAAUUAAGGAACUUAAUGAGUUAAAGGACCAGAUUCAGGAUGUAGAAGGCAAAUACAUGCAGGGAUUGAAAGAGAUGAAGGACUCCCUGGCCGAAGUUGAGGAGAAGUACAAGAAGGCCAUGGUCUCCAACGCCCAGCUAGACAACGAGAAGACCAACUUCAUGUACCAGGUGGACACACUGAAGGACAUGCUGCUGGAGCUGGAGGAGCAGCUGGCCGAGUCCCAGCGGCAGUACGAGGAGAAGAACAAGGAGUUCGAGAGAGAGAAGCACGCCCACAGCGUCCUGCAGUUCCAGUUUGCCGAGGUGAAAGAGGCCCUGAGGCAAAGGGAAGAAAUGCUUGAGGAAAUCCGACAGCUGCAGCAGAAACAGGCGGGUUUUAUCAGGGAGAUUUCCGAUCUUCAGGAAACGAUAGAAUGGAAAGACAAAAAGAUAGGGGCACUAGAAAGACAGAAAGAGUUCUUUGAUUCCAUAAGGAGCGAGCGAGAUGAACUUAGAGAAGAAACAGCCAAGCUGAAAGAGGAGCUGAAGAAACAUGGAAUAAUUCUAAAUUCAGAAAUAGCCACCAACGGAGAGACUUCAGACACACUAAAUGACGUUGGGUAUCAAGGCCCUACGAAGAUAACAAAAGAAGAGCUGAAUGCCCUCAAGUCGGCCGGGGAGGGGACACUAGGAAAAGCCAAAGAAGUGGAGGUGAAAAAGGAAAAUGUGGGGAAAAGAGAAACCUCACAGAAAUCUGAGCAAGAACAGCCCAAACCCAACACAGUAAAGGACUGUGUGGACACAGGGGUGUCACAUCCUGGUGAGAAUGCUGAGGACCAGAAACCCGCUGAAGACAGUGCCCUGUCCCCAGGACCACUAGCAGGGGCCAAAUGUGAACAGCAGGCUCAGAGCCAAGAUCAAGAGAACACUUCUUUCCUCAAAAACCCAGAGCAGAUUGAAUUACAUGAGGUCGCACAUGAUGGUAGGACCAGAAACUCCCCCCAACAGUCCAACUGCCCGGGAGGUCUAGACAGUGAAAUGUCAGGGCCUGCUGCCGUGGCUAUCAAAAGCCAAAGUGAAAGCUCUGUGGGUAAUCAGGAUAAAGAAAAACAAGAGGAUUUGAAAACAGAUUUGGAAAAAGUGAGCUCCGAACCAGGCCCAGGCUACAUUUUGGAGCAGACACCUGAAGUUGACAAGGAGAACGGUUCAGACUCAAGGGACACAGGUGGAAACCACACGGAGAAUGUGGUACAGGCAGGAGAAGCUGCAGGUGGGGAGCAAGUGGGUCCAGUGGCCUCUGGCCCCUUGGAGCAGAGCGAAAGUUCAGUGAGUCAUGAUGGAAGAUGUCUGGCUGAUGGAGCAGGGCAGAGCUCAGAGAGAGAACAUUCCCAAGAAAUAGCUGAGCCAGAGGAGGCCCUUUGUCAGAGCCCACAGGCAGGGGGGGGAAACACUGUUACAGAGGUUGGGGACAUAGAAGUAAGGGACGAGAAGCCCAUCCAGGCAGAAGUCCAGGCCACGCCUGGGGCUCCCAUAGUUCAGAGCAGCCAAAAGGGUGCAACAGGCCUAGGUAGCGCAGAUGCCAAGCAUGUACCACUUCUUGGGAAAGAACCCGACAAAGAAAAGAAUGAGCAGCAGGCAGAGGCCGUGGAUUCGCCACAGAAGAAGACUAAGAAUAAGAAGAAGAAAAACAAGAAGAAGAAAGCCUCAGCUGCUGUGGAAACCCACAAAGAUGCUAAUGAAGAGUUAAAUUGUCAGAGCACAGAAGUGGGGGACGUGGAGGAAGAACAGAUCCAGUUCCCUGACAAGAAACAGGCGGCAGAAAACCCAGAACAGAAAAUUGGAGCAGGAAGCAGUGAACGUGUCGAUUGCCAAGAAGAUCCUAAAAAUCAGCUGAAUGGAAAACAGAACCAAGAAAAGGAAGAUGGCGUGAAAGCCCAGGCAGGGAAAGUGGCAGCCGACGGCGGCGCGUCGAUGUCGGCUCAGCCACUAGGCACCAGAGCUGGUGAGGCAAUCGAAGAACGUGUUACGGAAGAUCCCGCUAAUGGCCCCACAGAUGUCUUGGAUCCGAACAGUCCUCAGUGUGAAGAUGGGGACAUCUCCCAGAUGGGAAAGAAAGCUCCCCCAAAAGAUGCUGGUGACGCCUUUCAGAUAGGAAGUGAAGAGGGGCAUGUGCCGCCCCAACGUCCAGGCCAGACACCCGAAAAUGCUGUCGACGGCCACAGCCUAGACAACAGUGACCCGUCAGGGGAGCUGGGGGGCUUCAGCUCAGAAAGUGGAGAGCAGGAAAGAGGGAAGGUCGGAAAUGGCAGGAAUAAGGAGGAUUGCACCAUGUCAUGAGGAGGCAGAGGCAGGCGGCCGGCCACGGGGGACAGUGAGUUUCAGAGCAGGCCAAGGGCUUAGUAAGCUCCAUCCUUCAGCUAUCCGCUGUCAGAAACUCCAUCCUUCGCUCCACUGCCGAAGCUCAUGAGUGUUCCGGUUUCUGCGGCUACUUGAGUCAGUCAAUCACCAAGUAUCAACCACUUUAAGUUAUAGGCUGUUACUUGUAGAUUUAUAGUUAAAUCACCUAGACACCACUGUUGAGUUUCAGUUCUGGCUGAAAACAUCCCAUUUAGCAUCAGGUGACACUGCGUAGCUGUCACAUCUGCAUUCCAGCCUGAAGGCAGCACUGAACGUUAGGCUGAGAUGAAUGUGGAUCUUACCAAAUGUGUCAGUGUCCGGUUGAAUGACCAAACGGUGUUCCUAGAUUUCUGCAUGACGAGCAGUGAAUAUUCAAAGAUUAAGAUAGGCGUGUUUUCAUAUUUGAUCUUAAUGUGUACCUUAUAGCCUGUACGGUAGUCUACCUAAAGGAGCUAGGUGGAGAAGUAGCAUACGGGUCAGUGGGUGAGAGGACCCACCCCGCGGGUGGAGAUUCAUUACUGUGGGAACUCAGCUCCGGACCAGGAAACACAGGGAGACCGCGAGCUUUACCUCACAUAAGUGCUUUAUUUUGCACCAGUGCUCUUGGACCAUUUUGCCAAUGUACCCAAAUGAAUUUCUAUCAGAGAUCUUUAUUUCACUUUAUUUCAGGUGAUGUACUGAAUUUAUUUUAUAUGAAUAUUUUAUUUUUAGUCCUCUCUGUGGAUGGCAAGUUGAAAUUAUAUUUCCUACUUUAGGAUUUAGGGAAAACAGUCAUUAUUUUUUUUUUAACUUGAAGGUUAUCUUCCUGUCUGAAUGUGUACUUACUAUUAAAAAAAAAGACACAAAAGGCUGUUUGUUCUUAUGUGAAGGACUCAUUAGAUUAUAAGCCAACAUUUUGUGUUUGAUAUAAAUAUUUUUAUUUGUUGUUUCUCAAUUUUUUCUUAUUGGAAAGUUAUUGUUUUAUCUGUCUGAAGGAAGUAUGUAUUUUCUACACAAAGAAGCAUUUAGAAAAUAAUUGUAAAGUUGAAUUUAAAAGUGUUGGUAACUAAAAUCAGAAGGGCGUGUACUGUGUGACUGCUGUUGCCAUGUUAUGGAAUCAUGUGAAUUCACUGUUACAAGGUAGAGUGGACUGCAAAAAUACCAAAACCUCGGUAAAAUCUGAGGCAAACUGAAGUGUCAUAUAAUUGAAAUAAAAGCAUUUUAUAAUUUCACAA